Molecule: messenger RNA, 1780 nt
Organism: Arabidopsis thaliana (thale cress)
Lineage: Eukaryota; Viridiplantae; Streptophyta; Magnoliopsida; Brassicales; Brassicaceae
Product: Thioesterase superfamily protein
Exons: 5
Coding region: 192-758 (188 amino acids)
Cellular component (GO): chloroplast
Molecular function (GO): fatty acyl-[ACP] hydrolase activity
Source: RefSeq, marked reviewed
GUGCUUAGUUUUGUAUAUAUAUAGGAUGGAGAAGUAUCUAUAUAGAAAACAUUGUCCUGAAUAUUAUAAUACCUAUUAGGUGAUUGAAAACAUUUUCCUAAAUAUUAGAAUACCUAUAUAGUGAUUGAAACUAUUUUCACAAACCGAACAAAAAGUAGUCAACGUACUACUCAUCACAUCUAAGAAGAGCAAUGUUUCAAGCUACCAGCACGGGGGCUCAGAUUAUGCAUGCGGCGUUUCCCCGUUCUUGGAGGCGAGGGCAUGUCCUGCCUCUCCGGAGUGCAAAAAUCUUCAAGCCCCUCGCAUGUCUCGAACUCAGAGGAAGCACAGGAAUUGGUGGGUUCCAUGAGAUUGAACUUAAAGUUCGUGAUUAUGAAUUGGAUCAGUUUGGUGUUGUGAACAAUGCUGUUUACGCAAACUACUGCCAACACGGUCGACACGAGUUUAUGGAUAGUAUCGGUAUCAACUGUAAUGAAGUAUCCCGUUCUGGUGGAGCCUUGGCAAUUCCUGAGUUAACAAUAAAGUUCCUUGCACCUUUACGUAGUGGAUGUAGGUUUGUGGUGAAAACGAGGAUAUCGGGGAUAUCUUUGGUGCGCAUUUACUUUGAACAGUUCAUCUUUAAACUUCCAAAUCAAGAGCCUAUUUUGGAGGCAAAAGGAACGGCUGUGUGGCUUGACAACAAGUACCGGCCUACUCGUGUCCCAUCUCAUGUACGCUCAUAUUUUGGUCACUUCCAGUGUCAACACUUGGUCGAUUGAUCCACAUUCUAGGGCAUCACAAAAUUUAUGACCUAUAUAUUUUGGUUUGUUACAAUUUCGAUUUGAUGCAGAAAAUAUAAAUAUCCAUAAUUUUACAGACCAAAACAUAGAUUCAAAUUUUUUUUUUGGACAAAGAUUCAAACUUAAUACCUAUUAAAAUGAGGCAAAUCAUAGUACUAAAAUCUGAAGAGCAAGAUAUAUGUGAUGAUAUAUGUAUACAUAUAAUUAUAUAUAUUUAAACUGUAUAGUUUAUUAUAUCUAGGUUUAAAUUUUUAUGAAUUUGUAUUCAUCACAUUAAUCCUAAAAUAUAUCAAUAGUGCUUUUUGUUUGUUGAAUUUUGAAAUUUGCUAUAUAUUAAUUAUUUUAAAAAUCUUAUCACGUAACUGGUGAAAAAAACAAAAUCUGAAGUAAUCAAUAUCGGUCAGAAUAUCUAUCUUUUGACAUAAGUCGUUACAGAACGGGUAUGGAUAAAAACAAAUGGCCGAUCGAACAGAGGAAACUAAUCAAAAAUCACACAAAUUCAUGAUAUCCGCUCUAUGUCCACUCCUGUGACAUUCUUAUGAUUUUUGUACAUGUUGUGAAACUCGUUCUCUUUUCUUUCUUUUAUUCAUAUUAUGUUAUAUAUCUCUUUGUACAUCCAAUUUAUCCAUUAAAUUUAUAUUUCGUCUUAUAAUCGUGUGGGUUUCUAUAGUCAAUAAUACUAUGACUUGGCGCCAUAUAUAUUUGUAUAUCUUCAGAAAAAAUGUUAAAGUGUUUUUAAGGGCAAAAAUAUUAAAAAUUUUAUAAACUUUUAAAUUUGGGACGAUUUAAUCUUCAACUUCACUGAAAUAAAUAAAUCGUAAAGUUUUUUAUGACUUCCUAAAUAAUAAAUAAAGUUUUUGUUGACUUGCCAUUUGAGUAAUGUCGUUAAAUAGGUUAACAAUUUUAUUUUUUAUGACGACGUCAUUUAUUGUAGAGACAAAACGACGUCGUUUAUUGUAGAGACAAAACGACGUCGUUUAUUACAGAGACAAAACGACGUC